Molecule: messenger RNA, 1363 nt
Organism: Wyeomyia smithii (pitcher-plant mosquito)
Lineage: Eukaryota; Metazoa; Arthropoda; Insecta; Diptera; Culicidae
Gene: RpS6
Product: 40S ribosomal protein S6
Exons: 3
Coding region: 122-1282 (386 amino acids)
Biological process (GO): nucleosome assembly; translation
Cellular component (GO): ribosome; nucleosome
Molecular function (GO): structural constituent of chromatin; structural constituent of ribosome; DNA binding
Source: RefSeq, a predicted model, not a curated record
UUCAAGCGAUUUGACAGACGGAAAACGGAAGUUGAUCUUCGAUCUAGUACUACGAUCGGCACUGCGUUUGAUUUUGACAGCCUUUUUUCUCUCGGCGAGUGUAUGGAAACAGACGUGUAAAAUGAAGUUGAACGUAUCUUUCCCCGCUACUGGGGCCCAAAAGACCUUCGAGGUCAUGGACGACCACAAGUUGCGUCACUUUUAUGACAAGCGUAUGGGCGCCGAGAUCACCGCUGACCAUCUUGGCGAUGAAUGGAAGGGUUACGUGUUCAAGAUUGCCGGUGGUAACGACAAGCAGGGUUUCCCAAUGAAGCAGGGAGUCCUGACUAACACCCGUGUCCGUUUGCUGUUGAAGAAGGGACAUUCCUGCUACAGGCCGCGUCGUACUGGCGAGCGCAAGCGUAAAUCGGUUCGCGGUUGUAUUGUGGACCAGAACCUGUCGGCGCUAGCGCUGAUCGUAUUGAAGAAGGGCGAGAAGGACAUUCCCGGUCUGACCGACACUACUGUUCCGCGUCGUUUGGGUCCAAAGCGAGCCAGUAACAUCCGCAAGCUGUACAAUCUAGGCAAGGAUGACGAUGUGCGUCAGUUCGUCGUUAAGCGCCCACUUCCGGAAAAGGAUGGCAAGAAGCCUCGCUCCAAGGCACCGAAAAUCCAACGCCUAAUCACGCCAGUGGUUUUGCAGCGUAAGAGACACCGUCUUGCGAUUAAGAAGCGCCGUGUGGAAUCACGUAAGGAAGCCGAAGCCGAAUAUGUUAAAAUUCUGGCUGUCCGUCGCCGUGCCGAGCGUAUUCGCCGUCGUUCCCGACUAUCUUCGAUGCGCGAUUCGCGCAGCUCAAUUGGCUCAGAAAAGGAGAAGGAAAAAGCCGCAGCUAAGGCUGCCAAGAAGGUCGCUAAAAAGGAGGCCAAGAAGGAGGUGAAAAAAGUCACCGAGGCAGCCAAAAAGGCGACUGACCCCAAGGCUAAGGGUAAGACUGCCGAAGCCAAGAAACCAGAGAAGAAGACCGAAGCGAAGAAAUCGGAUGCCGCCAAGAAGGUAGAUGCCAAGAAGUCUGACGCUAAGAAACCGGAAGCCAAGAAGGUUGAAACCAAAAAGGUGGAAGCCAAGAAGGCCGACGCUGGUAAGAAGGCCGCCGGAGAUAAGAAAGAGAAGAAGGUGGUGAAAAAGGAUGCACCAGUGGCUUCUGCUUCCGGUGCUAAGAAGGAGGCGCCCAAGAGGAAACCCGAAGCUAGCAAGGGUGACGCAAGCGCAGCCAAGAAGGAAAAGAAGCAAAAGAAGAAGUAAGCUAGUACUUCUUGCUUAGGAUGCGUUUUAUAAUUUAAUCUUAAUGGUAUGAUAUACAAGAGAAUACAGUUAAGAAAACAA